This is a messenger RNA of Cuscuta europaea, 620 nucleotides long. Lineage: Eukaryota; Viridiplantae; Streptophyta; Magnoliopsida; Solanales; Convolvulaceae. The record is from the annotation of a GenBank genome assembly.
UGUGGCUUUGUCUAAUGGAGUAAAUCAGGCCAUCAGGGAAACCCUUCUUCACCGCCAACAUACGUCUGCCGCAGAACAACUCCUCAUCAUCGCCAGUUCGUCACUCCCCAUCGAUUCACGUUGCGGCCUGCGGCAGAUCGGCAAAGAGAGCAUAGUCUUACAGAUGGAGACAUCUACCUCCAAAAGACGGGUCUAUUCAUCUGAACAGCAGAGCUCAACAUUGUCUGAUGCAGCAAGUAAAACCAAUCUUGCUGAUUUGCAGAAAGGGCUGCCUCCAGGGAAAAAGCUUGUGGAGGGACGCAACUAUAUGGUUAGGAAGAGUAAAAAGAGAAAGGAAUACUGGUUAGAUUUUAUUGAGUAUUUGGAAGAAGGGUCGCUGAGGUCUGAAUACUUCAUGUUUAUGUUGCCAUUAUUGACUCCGAGGUUCAGAAAAGGAAUCAGACCAUUUGAUGAUUAAUAAUUUCCCAACUACUUUGACCCUUCUACUCUAUUAGCCUACUACAAGUAAGAUCUUGAAAAGCCACCAAGUAGGAAACACCACUUUGAAGAUUAACUGAUUUAGUCAUAGCUCAUAGGUGAAACUUAUAGGAGUUGGUGGAUCUCAAAUCACUUUAUUGUAU